This is a messenger RNA of Myripristis murdjan (pinecone soldierfish), 2224 nucleotides long. It is a transcript of the gene ccnj, whose product is annotated as cyclin J. NCBI's taxonomy places the organism in Eukaryota, Metazoa, Chordata, Actinopteri, Holocentriformes, Holocentridae. The transcript has 6 exons. The coding region runs from base 367 to 1458 and encodes 363 amino acids. The record is from RefSeq and is a predicted model, not a curated record.
AGGAGCAGAGACGGGAAAAGGAAAUAUCUCCCAGACGUGAUGGAUGCUUUGACAGAAGUAUUGGCCAAAAUUUCACUUAAACAUAAAUUUUAAGCUGUUCUGCACGCUCUCCGCUCCCUAAACGCCGCAUUUGGCACCUUCCAGUCCACUUUGUUGGGUCGUUCAUGUCAGCUAAACUGCGCUCAAUCAUUUUUUCCCGAUAGCAAUUGAACGCAGCACUAGUGUUUGUUGAACUCGUGGUAGCCUCGCUGACUACAACAAUGAGUGUAAGCAGCACAGCUAGUUUGAACUCAGCUUGGCUUCAGUGAAACUGCUUGCAAGAUUCCCUGUAUGUGCUGAUUGGGGAUUUCCAGAGCACUCUGUUAAAUGGAGCUAGAGGACCAAUGGUGGAAAGGACAGCUCGCUGCGGAUAUUUACCAGGCGCUACGAUACAAAGAGCUCAAGCUGCCUUCCUACAAAGGGCAGUCCCCUCAGCUCAACUUGAGGCGAUACUUUGCAGACCUCAUCGCCAUCGUCAGCAACCGCUUCAGGCUGUGUCCUGCAGCCAGACACCUGGCUGUCUACCUGCUGGACCUCUUCAUGGAUCGCUAUGAUAUCACCGUGCAACAGCUUCACAUGGUCUCACUCUCCUGUCUUCUUUUGGCCAGUAAGUUUGAGGAGAGGGAGGACCGGGUGCCCAAGCUGGAGAUGUUGAACAGCCUGGGCUGCAUGAGCUCCGUGAACCUGAUGCUGACCAAGCAGGGUUUGUUACACAUGGAGCUGCUCCUGCUGGAAACCUUCCAGUGGAACCUGUACCUCCCCACAGCGGCUCAUUUCAUCGAGUACUACCUGUCCAUUGCCAUCCACGAGGCUGAUCUCCGGGACGGCUGGCCCAUGACCUGCCUGGAGAAGACCAAGCUCUACAUGGCCAAGUAUGCUGAUUACUUCCUGGAGGUCUCCUUACAAGAUCAUGUGUUCUUGUGUUUUGCACCCUCACUGGUGGCUGCUGCAUGUGUGGCCGCCUCCCGCCUCAUCCUCCACCUGUCCCCUACAUGGCCACCCCGACUGCAGCGCCUCACUGGCUACACAUGGGACAGCUUAGUCCCCUGUGCUGAGAAACUGCUCAUUGCACAUGACAGCGAUGUCAAAGAGGCCAACAAGCAGAAGUGCCAGCAGCCCAGCCAGCAGCAGCAGGGCCAGACUGUGUACCACAGCUCAGGCCCGGGAGUCACUGUGGCCCAGUAUCUCCACCAGCCGAGCAUGCAGUACACCCAGCAGGCCCCACAGCCCGCCAUCGCCCCUAACCACAGGCCUACCUCCUACCUCAACCACACUACCGGUCUGCAGGCUUCGAACGCCCUCCAGCACAGCAAUGCCCAGACCAUCUCCGCCACACUAGACCAAAAGGCUAACAUCCCCAACAGGGCCUACCAAGUCAGUAUGCACUACACCUGUUCGACUCCGUGCUUUGACAGAUGAUGGAGUCUAAGGAUUUUAUUCUGGGGGGGUGGGGGAUGGGGAUGGAGAUGGAGAUGGAGAAGAAGGCUGGAUGUGAUCUGUUUCUCCUGGACUGAGCAGCUCAUAGUGAAUGUGAAUGAGAAGACAUGUUUUUAAUUUCAAUAGACUUGCUGAGAUUUGUGCAGCACUUUGAACCGUAAGGUGGACACAAUGUGCAAUAUACAUCUGCUGUGUUCUUUCUGUUGAUAGUCUACAGGAAGGUGUUCUUUUUCUUUUCUUUUUUUUUUCUCAAAAUCAUGUUGCUUUGAGGUAUUAUGUAGGAAGCUUCUGAUGAGGGUGGACGGUGGGUUUUGUUCCACUAUUCUCACUGAUGUUUCUGUAUAAUUUAACUACGCUAAAGACCCAAAGUCCUGCAUUUAUUUAGGGCAAAUUACCUCAAAAUAACAGAUAAUAUAUAUUUCCUUGUUUCCCAUCACAGUUAUUACUGUGAUGGGAAAUGGUGGCAUUAACAAAAUGAAGGGAUUUAUGUGAAGUUGUGGUGGACUUCAGAUAAGAGAGCACAUUUCACUUAGAUGAACCUCAAUUAUUUUUUUUCUCAUUCCUGAGGAGUGGUAUUUGUAAAACUGAGGUAAUUUUGCAUUCUAGAUGUAACAAUUUAUUUUGAAAAAGAAAAUGGUAGCUCUUCUGUGCAUGGGCAUAUGAGUCACUGUGGUGUGGUUCUAUGAUUGUACUUUUAAAUAAAAAAGAAAAAAAAGAUCCUUGUCAGUGACUAAGGGAUCUACUCCUA